AUGGCUGAAGCUAAGGAAAUAUGGUCAGCACCAAUAACCCCUAGAACAAUGGGAACACCUGUUGUGGCAUCUCCACCUGUGUCAUGUCCACCCUCUCAGCUUCACUCACCCUCUCUAACUAGGUCACCCCUUCUUCAGUCAGAGAAUGGAGAUGCACCACAUCCUAAGAGUAAGACUCCUAAGACACCAAGAACCCCACUUAGGAUCUCUAAUUUGACUCCAAGAUUUAUCACCCCUUUGGGAAGCCCUAUGAGAAAAGCUCUUAGGUUCACUAAACUUGAUCCUCAAGAUGCUUGGCUUCCCAUCACUGAGUCUAGGAAUGGUAACAAGUAUUAUGCUGCUUUUCAUACCCUUUGUUCUGGGAUUGGAACUCAGGCUCUUGUUCUCCCUGUUGCCUUAACUGUUCUUGGUUGGACAUGGGGAAUCAUAAGUUUGACUCUGGCUUUCAUAUGGCAACUAUACACCUUAUGGCUUCUGGUCAAUCUUCAUGAGUCAGUGGAGCAGGGUGUACGCUACUGUAGAUACCUUCAACUUUGUGGUGCUACCUUUGGGGAGAAAAUUGGGAAAUUGCUAGCUCUGUUCCCAAUAUUGUACCUAUCAGCUGGAACAUGCACCACACUGAUCAUCAUAGGAGGAUCCACUGCAAGGACAUUUUAUCAAGUGGUGUGUGGUGAUUCAUGCACUGCCAAACCCAUGACCACUGUGGAAUGGUACUUGGUGUUUACCUGUGCAGCUGUGGUGCUGUCACAGUUGCCAAACUUGAAUUCCAUUGCUGGGGUAUCACUCAUUGGAGCUGUCACUGCUGUAGGGUACUGUACCUCCAUUUGGAUUACCUCUGUGGCACAGGGUGCCCUAGAUGGUGUGAACUAUGAUCCUAUAAGGGUUGGAAGCAGUGUUGAAAAUGCCUUUGGUGUGCUUAAUGCCUUAGGUAUCAUUGCCUUUGCUUUCAGGGGCCACAAUCUCAUCCUUGAAAUUCAGUCCACCAUGCCUUCAAGUGAGAAGCACCCAUCACACGUGCCAAUGUGGAAAGGGGUGAAGGUUUCGUACGCACUCAUUGCUGCAUGCUUGUUUCCCUUAACCAUUGGUGGCUAUUGGGCUUAUGGCCAAUUGAUUCCAUCAAAUGGAGGAAUGCUGACAGCGCUAUACCAAUUCCAUUCCCAUGAUGUGUCAAGAUUUGUGCUGGGGUUAACAAGUUUUUUUGUGGUGGUGAAUGCUUUGUGCUCGUUUCAAAUCUAUGGGAUGCCAGCAUUUGAUGACAUGGAGUCACAGUACACGACAAGGAUGAAGAAGCCAUGUCCAUGGUGGCUACGAGCAUUUAUUCGUGUGUUCUUUGGGUUUAUGUGCUUCUUCAUAGGAGUGGCUGUGCCAUUUUUGUCUCAAUUGGCAGGGUUAAUUGGAGGAGUGGCAUUGCCUGUGACAUUCGCGUACCCUUGUUUUAUGUGGCUCAAGACAAAGAAGCCGAAGAAGUAUAGUUCAAUGUGGUGUCUGAAUUGGUUCUUGGGAACAUUGGGGGUGUGCUUGAGUGUGGUGUUGAUUGCAGCUAGUUUAUAUGUUAUCAUUGAUACUGGUGUUAAUGUGAGCUUUUUCAAUCCUCAGUAG
Messenger RNA from Sphenostylis stenocarpa, 1599 nucleotides. Lineage: Eukaryota; Viridiplantae; Streptophyta; Magnoliopsida; Fabales; Fabaceae. The record is from the annotation of a GenBank genome assembly.